CCGGACGUGCCUCGUAUAAGCUCUGAUGAUACGUGGGCAUGGUUAGAUGGAGGAGUUGUGCCUGUGCCUUCAGAAAAGGAAACCACAACGAGUAACGCGCAGCGUCUAGUAAAACUCUAUAACAAAUACGGAGCAAGUUUCGUCUGUUCUCACACCGAAACGAAGGACGCUGUCCACUUUGUACUGACCAAUAAGGAGCUGGAGGCUCUUUUUGACACGGUGCAACAACUGCUCAAGAAAGAAGUGCUCAUGCAGCUCGAUAAUCAUGCUACGGAUGUGUAUACGGUUAGUUACCUUCCAAGCCUUAAUUACCGUUUA
This is a messenger RNA of Cooperia oncophora, 318 nucleotides long. NCBI's taxonomy places the organism in Eukaryota, Metazoa, Nematoda, Chromadorea, Rhabditida, Trichostrongylidae. The record is from the annotation of a GenBank genome assembly.